Messenger RNA from Mus caroli (Ryukyu mouse), 9134 nucleotides. Lineage: Eukaryota; Metazoa; Chordata; Mammalia; Rodentia; Muridae. The record is from RefSeq and is a predicted model, not a curated record.
GAGAGGAAAGGGAGAAGCAGAGGUUGGGGAGCUAAACUGUUCGUUUCCUCUACCUUUAGAGCCGUUCUGUCCCUGGUGAUCCCCACAGCUCCGUGUAAGUCUUUCAUUUCAAUUGUCAACAAAAAGCAAAGCAACAUUUUCUAUCAGCACUAGCCACAGUUUGAGUGUCAGUGGCCACCUAGGCCCAUGGGGUGACAACAGCCGCGCCUGGCUGGCAGAGCAUACAGGGUGGGUAUCCUCAUGGACCGUUCACUUGGGCAGCAUUGGCCUUGCCUCUGAAGCAACCCCAUGAGACAGGGACCUAACAGCUUGUGACUAAAGGGGAAUAUUCACCAUUCAUACAGCCAGCAAUGCCAGUGGCCCUGGAACUCAGCUUCAUCUGUCAAAGAAGGUAUGGAAGAGGGUGCCUGUAAAUCCUCCUGCCCAGCUGGCAGCUUCCCUGGGACAGAAGAGACUGAGGCCACUUGGAGCCUUUUGCCUUUGUCCCCAGGCCAGACAUAGGUGAGCCUUGCUGAUUGGAAAGACGAGUGGAUAAACAUUUAAUUUGGGGUGACUUGCAGCUUGGAGACUGAAUGCCCCGGACACUUCUGCCAUGAAGGAAGGAAGCAACCUACCUAGGGUACAACCUUGUAUGAACUUUGAGAAAGAACAUGAUGAUAAAUGAAAGAAGCCAGUUCCGAAAGGUUGCAUGCACUCCGAAAUCCCAUUCAUAAGAAACACCCAAAGCAAGCGUGUCUGUGGGCAGUAGACUAGUGGUGAUCGGGGGCUAGAGCGAAGCGUAACAAAACGGCUCUCCCAUGGGUCUCCUUUCAGGGUAAUGCAGAUGUUUGCUACUAGAUGCAGGUGGUAGUUGUACCACACUGUGGAUAGACUUCAUGUUACCAAACUAUAUGCUCUCAAUUGAUAAAAACAGUAUAUUCUUUGUUCUAUUUUUUUAACAAUAAAAAAGUGAGAGGAAACAGAAAUCUGGGUAGUAAAUCUAUACGUUCCUUAUAACAUUUUUCUGAUUUAUUCAUAUACUGAGAUAUUUUCAUAACAUUGUUGGAAUGGGGCAGGAAGAGGAAAUGUUUUCUUGACUGCAGGCUUCAGAGGCAAGGUGGGGCAUGAUACACUCAGAUGUUCCCUCAAAAGCAACAGGCCUGGGGGCACUGCUGUGGGCUCCAGCUUUGCCAGCCAAGUGCACAAGGGGAGGCAGGGCAUUGGAUGCUGCCCCAGUGCUUCCAACUGGAUCUGGAAGGACACAGCGUCCACAGCUCAGCCUUCCCUACAUCUGCCAGCAUCACGAUGCCCCAGAGCACAGCUCAGUAGAGAAAAUGGUCCUGUCUCAGUUUGUACCAAGGAAAUGAAAGCACAGAGAUGUGACCAGACUGGCAAUGGCCCUGUGAUCUCCGGAGAGAGAAAAGAGACUCCAGCCAGGCUCCUGUCCUCCCCCAGCCUCUGCAGCCAGAGGCUGUGAUGUGAGGCUGGGGGCAGAGCAGAGCCAGCCCUGUAGCGAGGUUUGCACAGCAGCCACAGAGAGGUUGGUAGUGUGCAGGUGGGAGAUACAGCUCAAUGUGGGUCUGGUCCAGGGUGCCCAUGAUCUGGUCUCUUCUUUAACCAGCAGGUGCCCAGCAGCCUCCCACCUUGGCUUCCUGCCUGGGUGGCUCUGGGCCACAGAAGCCUUCCUGUGGGUGGGCAUCCCCUCCUUCCUGAGGGUGGGAAAGUAUGACUCAGGGUUUGGUGGCUGAGUUUUAGAAACAGGAGGCAAGGACCGAAAGGCGAUGCUUCUAAACCGCCUGGGGAGGGGACCGCCUGCCUGUUCCUGGGGCUUUGACCUUGGGUUGCCUGAGGUUAGAGGCAGUGGGAGGAGGCAGGUCCAGGGUCCCAGCUGUAGGACGGAUGAGCAGCCUGAUGCAGGGAAGCUUCCUGGGUUUUGCUUUUUCUCGGGGUGGCUGUAGUGGAGGGCUGUUUUCGCCCACCCACCGUCCAGCCAUGCCCCACCCUGCCUCGGUGCGCAGGCCGAGGCCUGUUUGGGGAGGUUGCCACAGCAGAACUGUGGGAUUGGCUCUGCUGACGCCUUCCCCUGGCAUAUGGCUCCUCCGCCCGCCUCGAGCUCUGCCAGCGGCUCCCCUUUCUCCAUGGCAACUUAGCUCAGUGGUCCCAGUGGAGGAGAGAGAAUCAAUUCUCCCUCCUUCCCGCCCUCCUGCGCCUCUCCCCACCCCUUCCUCUCCCGCUUGCCUUCUUCCUUGCCUCUGUUGUCCCUGCGUGGUGGCUCCUCACACAGCCAAGGGACCGUGUGCUGGCACUUCCAGGCAUGAGCUGACUGUAGCACUGCCGCGGGGCUGGGGGCGGCUCUCUGAGACCUGCACGUGGGAAGCCAGCAGAGUCUGCAGGAUGGGGUUGCUGAGCAGGGCUCCAGCCAGCACCUGCUGCAUGAGGCGCCAGCUCUGGUACUUUGGUGCCCCGCUCCCCUUACCUCAUGUUGGCUUCCUGAAAGGUCUUCAUUGAAUUCUGUCAUGGUUAUCUAAGGACCUUGCCUAGAAAGUCCCCACAAGCACGCAGCUCCCUGCCGCCUGGAAGGCGUGGACUCCAAGAUGAUCAUAAAGGAAUACCGGAUUCCCCUGCCAAUGACCGUGGAUGAAUACCGCAUUGCCCAGCUGUACAUGAUACAGAAGAAGAGCCGGAAUGAGACCCACGGGCAAGGCAGCGGGGUGGAGAUCCUGGAGAACCGGCCCUACACAGACGGCCCUGGCGGCUCCGGGCAAUACACCCACAAGGUGUAUCAUGUGGGCAUGCACAUUCCUGGCUGGUUUCGCUCCAUCUUGCCCAAGGCAGCCUUGCGGGUGGUGGAGGAGUCCUGGAAUGCCUACCCCUAUACCCGAACAAGGUUCACCUGCCCCUUUGUGGAGAAGUUCUCCAUUGACAUUGAAACCUUUUAUAAGACAGACACGGGGGAAAACAAUAAUGUGUUCAACCUGUCUCCUGUGGAAAAGAGCCAGCUGGUAACAGACAUCAUCGACAUCGUCAAGGAUCCUGUGCCCCCCAGUGAGUAUAAGACAGAAGAAGACCCCAAGCUGUUCCAGUCAGUCAAGACUUGCCGGGGACCUCUUUCUGAAAACUGGAUUCAGGAGUACAAGAAGCGGCUCCUCCCCAUCAUGUGCGCCUACAAGCUCUGCAAGGUGGAGUUCCGGUACUGGGGCAUGCAGUCCAAGAUUGAGAGGUUCAUCCAUGACACAGGUCUGCGGCGGGUGAUGGUGAGGGCCCACCGGCAGGCCUGGUGCUGGCAGGACGAGUGGUACGGACUGACCAUGGAGAAAAUCCGAGAGCUGGAGAGGGAGGUACAGCUCAUGCUGUCCCGCAAAAUGGCCCAGUUUUCAGAGGAAGGACCCUCAGAACUCAGCAAGGACAGUACCGCCAAGGACCAGGCAUCUGGAACAACCUCUGAUCCUGGCAGCAAAAAUGGGGAGCCUCUGGGGCGGGGCCUGAAGAAGCAGUGGUCCACCUCCUCCAAGUCCUCAAGGUCCUCCAAGCGGGGAGCCAGCCCCUCCCGACAUAGCAUCUCAGAGUGGAGGAUGCAGAGUAUCGCCAGGGACUCUGACGAAGGCUCAGAAGAGGAGUUCUUCGAUGCACAUGAGAACCUGUACUGCACAGAGGAAAAGCAAGCCAAGGACAUGACCAAGUGGAACUCCAACGACCUCAUGGACAAAAUGGAGAAUCCGGAGCCUGAGGAAUCACAAGAUGGAAUCUACCAGCAGAGUGGCUCUGAGUUCAGGGUGGCCUCCAGCGUGGAGCAGCUGAACAUCAUUGAGGAUGAGGUGAGCCAGCCACUAGCCGCGCCACCCUCCAAGAUUCACGUGCUGCUGCUGGUGCUGCAUGGAGGCACCAUCCUGGACACUGGAGCAGGGGACCCCAGCUCCAAGCAGGGGGACACCAAUACUAUCACCAACGUGUUCGACACCGUCAUGCGCGUGCACUACCCCAGUGCCCUAGGCCACCUAGCCAUCCGCCUGGUGCCCUGUCCACCCAUCUGUGCUGAUGCCUUCGCCCUCGUCUCCAACCUCAGUCCCUAUGGCCAUGAUGAGGGCUGUCUGUCUAGCAGCCAGGACCACAUCCCCCUAGCUGCCCUGCCCCUGCUGGCCACUUCCUCACCCCAGUACCAGGAGGCAGUUGCUACAGUGAUUCAGCGGGCCAACCUGGCCUAUGGAGACUUCAUCAAGUCCCAGGAAGGUGUGACCUUCAAUGGUCAGGUCUGCCUGAUUGGAGACUGUGUUGGGGGCAUCCUGGCAUUUGAUGCCUUAUGCUACAGUGGCCAGCCAGUGUCUGAGAGUCAAAGCAGUAGCCGCCGGGGCAGUGUGGUCAGCAUGCAGGACGCUGACCUGCUGUCCCCGGGCACCCUGGCGAAUGCAGCACACUGCUCCGGUGGCAGUGGCGGUGGUGGCGGCGGUGGCUCCAGCCUGGAGAGCAGUCGGCACCUGAGCCGCAGCAACAUUGACAUCCCCCGAAGCAACGGCACUGAGGACUCCAGAAGGCAGCUGCCCCGCAAAAGGAGUGACUCGUCCACCUAUGAGCUGGACACCAUCCAGCAGCACCAGGCCUUCCUAUCCAGCCUCCACGCCAGCGUGCUGAGGAAUGAGCCCAGCUCCCGCCGCUCAAGCAGCUCCACGAUGCUGGACGGUGCCGGGGCCCUGGGCAAGUUUGACUUCGAGAUCGCCGACCUCUUCCUCUUCGGGUGCCCACUGGGGCUAGUCCUAGCCUUGAGGAAAACAGUCAUCCCCUCCCUGGACGUUUUCCAGCUGCGGCCAGCGUGUCAGCAAGUGUACAACCUCUUCCACCCCGCGGACCCCUCAGCCUCCCGCCUGGAGCCACUGCUGGAGCGGCGUUUCCACAGCCUGCCUCCUUUCAGCAUCCCUCGGUACCAGCGCUACCCGCUGGGGGACGGCUGCUCCACGCUGCUGGCGGAUGUGCUUCAGACCCACAACACAGUCUUCCAAGAGCAUGCAGCCCCCUCAUCACCUGGCACAGCCCCUGCUGGCCGUGGCUUCCGCAGAGCCAGUGAGAUCAGCAUCGCCAGUCAGGUGUCAGGCAUGGCCGAGAGCUACACAGCAUCCAGCAUCGCCCAGAAGGGUCCCUCGUCGCUCAACCACACCCCCAGCAUCAGGCGCCUAUCCUUGCUCGCCCUGCCCCCCCCAUCCCCUACCACCCAGGGUCCCCGUGCCAGGGCAAGGCAGGUGAGCCCCAACCUGGAGAGGGCCCCCUGCCCCCCUGACUUGGACAUCGGAGAAGUCGCUGCCAAGUGGUGGGGCCAGAAGCGGAUUGACUAUGCCCUGUACUGCCCGGACGCCCUCACGGCCUUCCCCACAGUGGCCUUGCCCCACCUCUUCCACGCCAGCUACUGGGAGUCAACCGACGUGGUCUCCUUUCUGCUGAGACAGGUCAUGAGGCACGACAGCUCGAGCAUCCUAGAGCUGGAUGGCAAGGAGGUGUCCGUGUUCACGCCUUCGCAGCCCAGGGAGAAGUGGCAGCGCAAGAGGACCCACGUGAAGCUGCGGAACGUGGCAGCCAACCACCGGAUCAAUGACGCAGUUGCCAAUGAGGAUGGCCCGCAGGUUGUGACAGGCCGGUUCAUGUAUGGGCCCUUAGACAUGGUCACCCUGACUGGGGAAAAGGUGGAUGUGCACAUCAUGACGCAACCACCUUCAGGUGAGUGGCUGCACCUAGACACUCUAGUGACCAACAGCAGCGGGCGCGUCUCCUACACCAUUCCAGAAACACACCGCCUGGGGGUGGGCGUCUACCCCAUCAAGAUGGUGGUCAGGGGAGACCACACAUUCGCCGACAGCUACAUCACUGUGCUCCCCAAGGGCACAGAGUUUGUGGUCUUCAGUAUAGACGGCUCCUUUGCCGCCAGUGUGUCCAUCAUGGGCAGCGACCCCAAGGUGCGCGCCGGGGCUGUGGACGUGGUGCGACACUGGCAGGACCUGGGCUACCUCAUCAUCUACGUGACCGGCCGGCCUGACAUGCAAAAGCAGCGGGUGGUGGCAUGGCUGGCUCAGCACAAUUUCCCUCACGGUGUGGUGUCCUUCUGUGAUGGCCUGGUGCACGACCCACUGCGCCACAAGGCUAACUUUCUGAAGCUGCUCAUCUCUGAGCUGCACCUGCGCGCGCAUGCGGCCUACGGCUCCACGAAGGAUGUCGCGGUCUAUAACUCCAUCAGCCUCUCUCCCAUGCACAUCUACAUUGUGGGCCGCCCCACCAAGAAGCUGCAGCAGCAGUGCCAGUUCAUCACGGAUGGCUACGCGGCCCACCUGGCCCAGCUCAAGUACAAUCACCGGGCUCGCCCAGCCCGGAACACGGCCACGCGCAUGGCUUUGCGCAAGGGCAGCUUCGGCCUACCUGGCCAGAGUGACUUCCUUCGCUCUCGGAAUCACCUGCUCCGCACCAUCUCAGCCCAGCCCAGUGGGCCCAGCCAUCGGCACGAUCGGACACAGACCCAGAUGGACAGCGAGCAGCGGGGCCAGCGCAGCAUGAGCGUGGCAGCCAGCUGCUGGGGCCGGGCCAUGGCAGGCCGGCUUGAACCAGGGGCAACCACGGGACCCAAGUAGGACACUCUCAGGAGGCGCUGUGGUCUCCAUGGUGCUAGGCCAGGGCACCGGCCCUCCUGGGAGGCCUGGCCUGGGCAUACACGUCGGUGGCUGGGGUCAAGCACAGACAUGGCCUGAAAGCGACCCAGGGCCCCUUGGAAGACAUGGCCAUGCCAACACAGCCCUCCCAGCCUUGCCUGAUGCCCUGGGCUCUGAGGAGCCCAGCUGGUUAUGGGACCUGGCAGGAUGUCCAGCCCAUGAUGGAAGAGGAGCCAGGAUUGGCCGCCUAGCCCAGCCUGGGAGGCAUUCCUGGGCAUCUUGCUCCGUGUUGAUCUCUCAGCCUCCUGGUGCCAGGCGUGGGUCUGGGCCCUGCCUGCCACCUCCCUGUCCACUGGCACCCCUUCCCAUUUGGUAGCGGCUCCAAUGGGUCCAGCCCGCUUCUUGUUGACUCCAGUUCUCAACUGUCCAACCUCACUGGUUUUGCACUAGUUUUUGAGAGUGGAGACCCGUUACCAUCUCCUGGCUCCAGACAUGUUGACAUGCAUGAAAAUCCAGUCUCUGCUGACCCAGGCCAGGGCCUGUCACCACACAGAGUAGUCCAGUGUGGGAAAUCUUCACGCAAGCAGGAGAGAAAGGCCAUAUCGUAAUUUCUGCUGCCUGCCCUGUCUGUUGACACCACGGCAGCCCAGUGGCAGUCCCAGACUGCUACCCACCUGUCCACCUGCCCCACCCAGAGCUCAGUGCAGUCCCGGAACUGAUGUCACUCCGGGCCUGAGCACAGCACAGGUGUGAGGCCAUCCGCGUGCACAGCUGGCUCUUGGUAGCCCACCUUGGGCAGCUGGACCUGGAGAAGCCUGGCCUCCACCGCCGCUCCUUGCCUGCUCAAGGCCCGGGGNGUCAUGGCUGCUGCCCACCGCGUUUCUACGCCUUUCUACUUCUCCAUCUGGUUUCUAUAAGGUUUUUUUUAAACAGGCAAUCUUCGGCUGCUUCCUUUUCUUAACUCAGUGUCAGCGCAGCCUGCUACAUUAGGAACACCCAGCACUGUGACAGGGCCCUACUCAGUCUGGCCUAUGGGCCCUGCACCUGGCCCACAAUUCCACUGACUUCCUAUUCUGGGGUGGGUGGGGCUCUUAGGUUUUCUUAAUGCCGUUCCGUUUAAUGUCGACUCCAGGAAGCCACAGCUCACUCUCCAGCCUAAGGGCACACAGCCAUCUUAUUGGUCCCCAAAUACGGAUGGGCGUCCUACACAUUGGGUCUGAGCCCCCACCUUCCACACAGCACUGACCACACCUCUCCUGCACCUUCUCGGCGUUGGCUGAGCCCAUGGAGCUCCAGCCCUGGGUCCAGCGAUGGGGCUCUGUGCCUGAGUCGCUGCCAGGCCAGACUCAGACGCAGGGCCAAGUGGCUGGGCCCAACAGGUAUACAGGAGACACUGACUUUGCUGUGUAGCUAUGUACAGCACAGGUGCGUGGGACUCCCGCCAUGGCAGGUCUACACAAGAAGAAAGCUAUUUAUUUUGUGCAGAGGAAAAAAAAACAAACUGUCUGGAGGGGUGAGGCCUUCAGGGUCUUCUCAUAGCUUUGUGUUGUUUCCAGCGUUCUGUAUAAAGCAGUGAUUAUUUUAUGGACCAAGAUUCCAUGGAACUGUCACAGUAAAAGUGCAAUAUCUGUCCCACCACUCCCCACUGGGGGCCCCACAGGAAGCUGCUGGCCCGACAAUCACUGCCCCACCGGGGGUCCCUAGGGGCCAGGGCCUCCUCCCUCAGCCCCACCCGUCUUGCCUCAGCCUAGGUGACCAGCCAUUGUGAGAAGCACCUGGAAGCCUCAAGCCACCUGCAGCAAAGGCAGGGGGGCUGGGGUCAGUGGGCUUGGUCCCCCCUGGGCAGCUCCUUGUGGCUCUGAAUGCCCAUGCCUGCCCAGCUGUCAGCCAUGCCAAGGACAACAGCAAUAGUCCCCUGGGCUCUCCCAGGGCCCUCAGCCAUAGAUGGUGAGACGGGCAGCCUCCCUCCAAAACCUUACUCCAGUCUGCUUUUUGUCUCCCUUAAGAUUUCCUUUGGCUCGUUCUCUUGAGGAAGCCCCAUUUCUACAGAAAGUAAGAGAGGAAGGAAGGUCAAAGUCCUUUAAAAAUACCAAAAAAAUGUUUACAGUGUCAGGUGCUGAGCUGCAGGGCUCAGGCCUGGCCAUUCGUAACCAAAGGGUGAGGCAGAUCUUGCUGGCUGCCACCCACCCCAGGCCUGUUAGAAUAGAAGCCUUAGUCCGUCCCUCCCCAUCCCCAGUCCCCAGGACUGAGCCUCGAUGCCACCCAUCGCCAACCACCUGCCUUCUCUUUGAUUUCUAAAGAAGGAUUCAGCCAAGUUCCCCCAACCCCUUUCCUGGCUCUGUGUGAGCUAGCCCCCACCCUGCCCUGGUUCACCUUCACAUCUCAGACCCCUCCCAUCUGUCCUUGUACCGUCUUGUUUCUCCCAACCAUUGUGUGAACUGUGUCCUGACCCCACUCCAUACUGUCUGGCCUGAGUGUGCUCUCUGUAUACCGUGUCACAGUCUGUUACACCAAUUAAAGAAGCAGGAGGCUUCC